CGCAAUUCAGCUAUGCACGCUGACGGACCUUCCAUUCAUAGUUUUGUGUUUUAUUGAGAAUAUAACACCAUAUGGACUUUGCAUUGGGGAUUCGUUGCGCGGCUUCAUAGUUUUUAGUAUUUUUUAAGUUUAAUCAUGUUGAAAAAUAAUGGAAAGAAGACAGCUAUCUCUGUCGCCUGCACAGCGGGUCUAUGCCUGCUGCUGCUCCUGGUUGCUGUGCAGCAUCACCGGGUUCAGGUGAAUGAGGAGGCGAACGGAGAGGACGCUGGGACACGCUCUCUCCUCCAAGACGCACAGGAGGAGGAGCAGGACGCACAGGCUAAGAAAGGAUUCUCCGCGUAUUUCACCAAACUCACCCGUGGACGGAGGGAGGUGGAGAAGCCCGCACGCUCCUCCGGCUCCGCAGCAGACCCUCCUCCAGCUGAGGACCUCAGCGCUGAUGACAUCUUCAUCGCUGUGAAGACCACCAAGAAGUUCCACCAGUCCAGACUGAACCUGCUCCUGGACACAUGGAUCUCCAGAAACAUGCAACAGACUUAUAUCUUCACGGAUGGCGAGGAUGAAGAGCUAAAAAAGAAAAUUGGGAGUCAUGCCAUCAACACCAACUGCUCUGCAGCUCAUAGCCGACAAGCUCUGUCUUGCAAGAUGGCGGUGGAAUACGACAAGUUUAUAGAGUCGGGGAAAAAGUGGUUCUGUCACGUAGAUGACGACAAUUACGUGAAUGUUCGGACUCUGAUGAAGCACCUGUCCCAGUACCCCCACACCCAGGACAUGUACAUUGGGAAACCCAGCCUGGACCGGCCCAUAGAGGCCACAGAGAGGCUGGGGGACAACAAGAUGAAACCAGUCAACUUCUGGUUUGCUACUGGAGGAGCUGGCUUCUGUGUGAGCCGCGGUCUGGCACUGAAGAUGAGCCCGUGGGCCAGUGGUGGCCACUUCAUGAACACUGCAGAGAAGAUCCGCCUGCCGGACGACUGCACCAUCGGCUACAUCAUCGAGUCGGUUCUGGGGGUUCCUCUGACCCGCAGCAACCUGUUCCACUCCCACCUGGAGAACCUGCAACAAGUCUCAAGAUCUGAGAUACACAAGCAGAUCACCCUUAGUUAUGGGAUGUUUGAAAACAAGAGUAAUAUCAUCAAUUUGAAAGGGGCUUUUCCUGUGGAGGAAGAUCCAUCAAGGUUCAAGUCUGUGCACUGUCUCCUGUACCCAGACACCCCAUGGUGUCCCCCUCAAGUUGCCUUUUAGGGCGACUGCUCCUUUCUCAUCCUCGUCCCCGUCGUGCCUCGGUAUCUGAAAGGCUCGUGGGGACCAGUGUUUUGGUAUUAGACCGCACGGCUGCUGUAUUGUCGCUGCAGUUGUGUGCGGUCUUUAAUAGUUUUACUGGGCUGCUGUGCGGCCCGCCUCGGGACUAUUCCUUCCUGUCCGGAGAGAGGACGUUGCCCCAUCAUGUUCUGGUGGAGGACCCCGGCUCUGGACAGGAAGUAGCUUUCAGCGUUAAGCUUUGCAGGCAAUCAGUUGAGCUUUGUGAUGUAUAUGUUGCUUGUAAAUGUAUCUGCAAUUCUCAUAGAAUGUAUUGUCAUAUAUCCAAGCCUUUCUGCCAGCUUUACAUUAACAUUUUUUUUGUUUUAGCUUUUUUAAAAUGCCACACUGGCCUUUGUUUGUAGGCUUUUUGGCUUUUAUCAUUACAUAUAAUUGGCUUUUUCAGGCAUUUUUGUUUCAAUCUUUUAACUCUGCUGACUCCGGACAAAUGCUCUAAUAUGAAGAUGUUUUUGUGGUUUUAAGUUGACAGUGUUAUUUCUCCCAUAAACUGAGCUGGCAUUAGGCAGAUUUCCAAAUGCAUCUUUUGGUGACCUAAUCUGAGGUAUAUCAGGACAAAGCACUUUCCUUUUUUCAUAUUUUUUAACUAAACUGACCUUAUUUACGUCCUUUUAAUGACAUGCCUCAGAUUUGUGUCCAAACUAACAAAAGAAAUAAUAACAAGAAACAUAACCCCUCAAAAACUCUUUCUAUUCAUUCUUAUGUAUUUAAAAACAUUCCUUGCAUUUGUUACAAUCAGGGGAAAGGUAAUGAGUGGAAGAGAUUUUGAUUCGGGGUUACAAUCAGCUUUUAAAUUGCUAUGAAAAGUUUUCUUUUUUUGUUGUUUGAAAAUUGCACAGCUUAGUUUCAAAUGAGCUGAUGUUUGCUCCUGAAAAGACGCUCACCUCAAAAGGUUAAACAGUGAAUAAUUAGCCCUGAGAGUAAAAACCAGAUUGAACACAUUGUGUAAUGUGAGACACAGUCUAUAAUAGUUUGCACAAAAGACUAAAGAGACUCUCUUAUUAUUAAUAUUGAUGUUUAUUACACAUAAUAUUGGCUGGUUACUGUUGAGGCCUGUGAGGUGAGAAACUUUACAAGAGCAACAUGAGUUUUUCCACAUGGAGGUGUUCCCUCUGUGUCGUCUUUCACCCAUAUUGGGUGACACUGUACAUUUUGAUUACAGUAUUGUGUACUGUGCCUUUGUUCGAAUUAGCAGCGAUUGUAUAAUGUUUAGAAUGUAAUUUCCCCCCUUUUUUGUGGUUUACAUAUGCUUUUAAUGACCCGGACAUGAUUUUUGUACUGCUUUGAUCUGUGCUAAAUGACUGUGGUGUUUAUUCUCCAGUAUCUGGAGGGUUCGAAUGGUUCAUUCCCAAUACUGGCUUCUCAGGGAUUAUGAGCUGAUCCUGGUAUUAACUACCAUGGGACCCACGGUGGGACCUAAAACUUUGAAUAAAAGUGCAUAA
Centropristis striata (black sea bass) is the source of this 2759-nucleotide messenger RNA. It is a transcript of the gene lfng, whose product is annotated as LFNG O-fucosylpeptide 3-beta-N-acetylglucosaminyltransferase. Gene Ontology annotation, cellular component: Golgi membrane. Lineage: Eukaryota; Metazoa; Chordata; Actinopteri; Perciformes; Serranidae. Gene Ontology annotation, molecular function: O-fucosylpeptide 3-beta-N-acetylglucosaminyltransferase activity. The coding region runs from base 136 to 1245 and encodes 369 amino acids. The transcript is spliced from 8 exons. Gene Ontology annotation, biological process: regulation of Notch signaling pathway; pattern specification process. The record is from RefSeq and is a predicted model, not a curated record.